AUGAAGGUCACCCUGGUGCUCCUGGGGCUGGCAGCUCUGUGCCUGGCACUUUCCACUGCAGAUGCUGCCACGCAGAAUGAGGUGGAUUGCAGCGAGUACAAGAGGCUGGAGAGGGGCAGGCCCAUUUACUGUGAGAGGCUCUACCAACCCUACUGCGGCUCUGAUGGCAAAACCUACAACAACAAAUGCUCCUUCUGCAAGGCUGUGCUGAAGAGCAGAGGGGCCCUGCAGAUGAAGCAGGCAGGAGCGUGCUGA
This is a messenger RNA of Onychostruthus taczanowskii (white-rumped snowfinch), 255 nucleotides long. It is a transcript of the gene SPINK9, whose product is annotated as serine peptidase inhibitor Kazal type 9. The record is from RefSeq and is a predicted model, not a curated record. Bases 1 to 255 code for a protein of 84 amino acids. NCBI's taxonomy places the organism in Eukaryota, Metazoa, Chordata, Aves, Passeriformes, Passeridae. The transcript has 4 exons. Gene Ontology annotation, molecular function: protein binding; serine-type endopeptidase inhibitor activity.